Molecule: messenger RNA, 1543 nt
Organism: Colias croceus (clouded yellow)
Lineage: Eukaryota; Metazoa; Arthropoda; Insecta; Lepidoptera; Pieridae
Gene: UQCR-C2
Product: cytochrome b-c1 complex subunit 2, mitochondrial
Exons: 10
Coding region: 109-1422 (437 amino acids)
Cellular component (GO): mitochondrion
Molecular function (GO): metal ion binding
Source: RefSeq, a predicted model, not a curated record
GUUUGUAGACUUGCUCUGUGGUUUGUAGUCUUUGUCCCUUUUUGACAGGCGACAGCAGCAAUUAUUGGUCUUGAAAAAUUUCGUAAAAUAAUCUAAAGUUUAUUUAAAAUGUCUUCGAAGGCUCUUGCUGUUCCAUUAAUUCGACACGUUGCGACAAGGGGAUAUGCUCAUGCUGCCCCAGCGGUCAGUGAGGCUCGCGUUAAGUCGAAUGUUUUACCCAAUAAAACACUAAUUGCUGCAGUAGACAAUGGAUCACCUAUUACAAGAGUGACCAUAGCCUUCAAGGCUGGUUCUCGAUAUGAGCCACAAACUGAAUUGGGUGUUGCCCAUGUUCUUCGAUCAGCUGCUGGCCUCAGUACCAAAAACGCCAGUGGAUUUAUGAUUUCCCGUAAAUUAUCUCAAAUUGGAGCCUCAUUCUCUGCUUCUGGUGACAGAGAGUUCAUCUACUACACUCUUGAAGCCACACAGGAAAACUUGGAUGUUGCUCUUGAGUACCUGAACAACAUUGUUUCCAACCAAGAGUUUAGACCUUGGGAACUCAGUGACAAUGUUCCACGAUUGAAAUAUGAGAUUGCUGCCCUGUCACCACAGGUGCGUGCUGUGGACCUCCUCCACAAGGCUGCAUACCGCCGUGGUCUUGGAAACUCCCUAUUUGUCUCUCCAAAGAGAAUUGGUAGCAUCAGCUCUGAGUCUGUGCAACACUUUGCUGGUAGCACACUGUCCCCAAGCCGAUGUGCUAUCGUUGUUGUUGGCAACAAUCAGGAAAAAGCCAGCAUUGUUGCUCAAGGUCUUCAGUUGCCUUCAUCUGGCCAAGCAGCAAAUGAACAAUCCACUUACCAUGGUGGUGAGAUGAGGAAAGAAAUGGGUGGUGAUUUAGCUCAUGUAGCUCUCGCUGUCCAAGGUGCACCGGCUGGUUCUAAACAAAGCCUGGCUCUUGCCGUUGCUGCUAAGGCUCUUGGCAAUGGUCCAGUGACAAAAUGGGGAAGCGACAACUCCCCACUAGCUAAGGCGAUCGGCAAUGUUGGUCCUUUCGCGGCCGCCGGCUUCAAUGUUUCAUACUCCGACAAUGGAUUAUUUGGAGUCAUGCUUUCCGUCCCCAAGGAUGAGGCCAACGCUGCUGUCAAAGCAGUAGGCCAGUUCCUCAAGAACCCAUCUCUGUCAGCUGACGCCAUCAAGGCCGGCAAGAACCAGCUUAAACUCCAAGUAUUGAGUGAAGCCGACCAAGGCUCCCUCCUCGUAGAGUCUUUGGCGGCGCAAGGCCUGUACACAGGAAUUGUUAAGUCCCCCAUUGAGUUGGCUGCUGAGAUUGACCAGAUUUCCAACAGUGAUGUAUCACAGGCCCUUUCAAAUGCAACAAGGAACAAGAUGUCCAUGGGAGCUGCUGGCAACCUUGCAUUUGUGCCAUAUGUGGAUGAACUUUAAAUUUUAGAUUGAUAUAGAUGAAUUUUUUAUGUUGGACAUAUUCUCAUAACUUUAGAGAACCACCAAACAGUUAUGUACAAUAUUAUGUUAAUUUAUUGUUGAUUAAAUGAUUAUCAAAGUA